This is a messenger RNA of Cervus elaphus (red deer), 2044 nucleotides long. It is a transcript of the gene RTN2, whose product is annotated as reticulon 2. The coding region runs from base 215 to 1627 and encodes 470 amino acids. Lineage: Eukaryota; Metazoa; Chordata; Mammalia; Artiodactyla; Cervidae. The record is from RefSeq and is a predicted model, not a curated record. The transcript has 10 exons.
GCAGUGCCCCCCCUCAGCGGCCCCGCCCGCCCCUGCCGAGCCGAACUGAGGGCGGCGGCGGCGGCUGCUGGAGCGGCCCGGCAGGAGGAGGCGGCGAGGAUGGCGGCGGCGGCGGCGGCGUCCUGGGCGCGGCGGAGAUGAGCGCUCGCGGCCCCAGGCCCAAGGCGGCGUGGCCGGAGUGGGCGGGGGUCCCGAUGCAGUCCCGAGGGGGGCCAUGGGGCAGGUCCUGCCGGUCUUCGCCCACUGCAAAGAAGCUCCAUCUACAGCUUCAUCUACCCCUGACUCCACAGAAGGAGGGAACGACGAUUCGGAUUUUCGGGAGCUGCAUACAGCCCGGGAAUUCUCGGAGGACGACGAGGAGGAGACCACGUCGCAGGACUGGGGCACUCCCCGGGAGCUGACCUUCUCCUACAUCGCCUUCGACGGUGUGGUGGGCUCAGGGGCUCGCAGGGAAUCAGCCGCUCGCCGCCCACGGCCCCAGGGCCGCUCAGUCUCGGAGCCGCGAGACCCGCCCCCUCAGCCUGGCCUGGGCGACAGCUUGGAAAGCAUCCCCAGCCUGAGUCAAUCCCCGGAGCCAGGGCGUCGAGGUGACCCCAGUUCUGCCCCUCCAGCUGAGCGCCCCCCGGAGGACCUGGGGCUUCAGCUGGAUCAACUGGGCUGGGCGACCCGGGGAGCAGGGACUGGGGAGGACUCUGCCACCAGUAGCUCCACUCCGCUGGAAGACGAGGAGCCCGAAGGAUCAGUGGCUGGAGAGGGUGGGAAAGAAUUGGACCUACCACUCGGAUUCGUUCAGUCCUCGCCGCUGGAAGUCUUUACUCCACAGCCCAGCCCUGUCUCUGGGAUCCCCCAGACCCCCACCCCAUCCCCACCUCGAUCCCGGGAUUCGAACUCUUGGCCGGAUGAGCCCUUGCUGGACGAGAAGGAGGAAGAGCCGUGGGGGCAGCUGGAGCAGGAGCCAAUCACGGGGCAGUGCCUCGAUAGCACGGACCAAUCAGAAUUCAGACUGGAAUCACACGUUCUAGUGGCGGACCUGCUGUACUGGAAGGACACGAGGACGUCAGGAGUGGUCUUCACAGGCCUCAUGGUCUCCCUGCUAAGCCUCCUGCAUUUUAGCAUCGUGUCCGUGGCCGCCCACGUGGCCCUGUUGCUGCUCUGCGGCACCAUCUCUCUCAGGGUUUACCGAAAAGUGCUGCAGGCCUUGCACCGGGGGGAUGGCGCCAACCCCUUCCAGGCCUACCUGGACGUGGACCUGACCCUGACUGGGGAGCAGACUGAACGUUUGUCCCAGCAGAUUGCCUCCCGCGUGGUCUCUGCGGCCAUACAGCUGCGGCAUUUCUUCCUGGUAGAAGACCUCGUGGACUCCCUCAAGCUGGCCCUUCUCUUCUACAUCUUGACCUUCGUGGGUGCCGUCUUCAAUGGUUUGACUCUUCUCAUUCUGGGAGUGAUCGGUGUAUUCACAGUCCCUCUGCUAUAUCGACAGCACCAGGCCCAGAUUGAUCAGUAUGUGGGAUUGGUGACCAAUCAGUUGAGCCACAUCAAAGCUAAGAUCCGAGCUAAGAUCCCAGGGACCGGAGCCCUUGCCUCGGUAGCAGCUGCAGUCUCCGGACCCAAAGCCAAAGCCGAAUGAAAGAGGUGUCUCUGCCUGCGGGACGCCUGCCCCCACCCCCUGUAGCCCUCUGCCCUCUUCCAUCUCCCUUCCAUCCCUGCCCUCAUUCAGCCUCAGCCCGAGCCAUUUCCCAGUGGGUGUCAGGAUCACUCACACCAGGGAGUUUGCGCAAAUUGCCUGAGCGGUCAGGACUACAUUUCCCAAGAGGCUCUGCUCUAGGAGUCCAAGGAAAGCGAGGCACCUUGGCCGCGGGCCUGCUGGGACUUGUAGUUGCCUAGAUAGGGCACACGCCCUGCACUUCCGUGACCCCACCGCUGGAGGCGCCGUGAGGGCUUGGUGUCUCUUUCGACGCCACUAGCCCCAACGCUGGGGCUUUGCAUGGGGCCCAGGGGAGGCCUGAGCUUGGAUUUACACUGUAAUAAAGACUUCUGUGGAAAA